AUGGCAAACUUUCAGUUUCUUUUUAAAGUGCUAAACUGAAAAGUUUUGUUACCCAGUGGAUUCGACAGCUGUGACCCUUGGAAAAGGACAUUCAACUAGAACAGACCAAGGAAUCCAUAUAGGAAGAUUAUCAUGUAUAAAGUAGAAAUUGGCAAAUCAAUUUUAGAUGUUAAAAAGGGGGACAUAACUAAGGAAACUACGGAUGCCAUAGUAAACCUGAAUAAUAAAACAUUGGACCAAGACUAUGGCAUAUCGAAAGACAUUCUUACUGCUGCAGGGAACAGCGUUAGAGAAGAAUGUAUUCGUUUAGGUAAACAACCUCAUAGCAAUUUUGUUGUAACUGGAGCUGGAAAUCUGAGGUGCAAAAAAAUAAUCCAUCUGAUUGAUGCUGUGAAUAAAGAUAAGAUUGUGGCCGAAGUCAAGGAGGUGCUAAAGGCAUGUGACCAGCAUAACAUUCAGUCUAUCACUAUUCCUGCAAUUGGAACAGGAAAUGCAAAUAUUGGAGCAAAGACUUCCCUUGAACUGAUUAUGACCGGCAUUGAAGAAUAUGCAUUAGGCACAGCUACAAGCUGCAUCUCACAAAUUCACAUUAUUGCUUAUAAGGAGAACAUCUAUCAAGAAUAUAUUAAGGCUUUUGAGAUAAGAAUUUCGGGCAACCAGAAAUACAAUCUUUAUCUCAAACUGUAUGGUAAAGAUGUGACCUUAAUUAAGGGAGACAUUACAGAUCAAGAUACGGAGUGCAUUGUGAAUCUAACCAACCAAUCAUUGAAUCAAAAUUGUGGUGUCUCUGCGGCAAUAUUAUCAGCAGCUGGAAGCGGUGUGAAGGACGAGUGUAACAAAUUGGCUCCAAUAACAGCAGACCAGAUGGUAUUGACAAGUGGCGGGAAUAUGAAAUGCAAGAAAAUUCUGCAUCUGAUUGGUCCAACAAACUCAAAAGCCAUGGUGCCUGCACUGGAAAAAAUAUUAGAAGAAUGUGUAAAGCAUUCCAUCAAAACUAUGGCACUGCCAGCCAUUGGGACAGGAAUGGCUGCCAUGGACCCCAGUGAUUCAAUUAGUGGAAUAAUAGGAGGCCUAAUACAACAUUUUGAGAAGGUUACACAUACCAGUCUCACCAAGAUCUGCAUCAUUGCUUUUACAGACAAGGUUUACCAAGAGUUUUCUCAAGCAUUUAAAACCAAAAGCUUUGAGAUUCAGGAAUCAGAGCCAUAUUCCGAAAACAACAUAGAAGCAAUAUUUCGCAACCCACCAACAUGGACUGACAUGGGCACUGAUGAAUAUAAGAUCAUUGAGCUUUCAAACAGUUCUACAGAAUUCAAGGAUAUUGAAAAGAAAUUCCUUGAAUCAGCCCAAUCUUAUAAAUGUAAAGUGAUUAAGAUUGAAAGGGUGCAGAAUGUGAAACUGUGGCGAAGUUUUUCUGUUCGAAAACUGUUUGUUGACAGUCGUUAUCCAAAUGAAAGAAAUUGUAAACUACUUUUUCAUGGCACCAGUAUUGAAACGGUCACGGAUAUCCUAUAUAAUGGGUUUAACAGGAGCUAUUCUGGUAAAAAUGGCAGAUAUGGAAGAUCAAGUGCCAAGUAGCCCAGGAAAUGCUGCAAAUGAAAAUAGGAGUGUGCCCCCCCCUAGAAAGAGGACCAGCAAGGAGAAACAUAAAAAUUGUGUGGCAUGUGACAGUCCAGCAAUGAAGCAUAUGUAAGUUAUGUCAAAGAUGCACAAAAUGGUUGUCGGGUGAUGCAGCAGCGGAUACAGCAGAUGUUAUGCACUGGAUAAAGGAGGCGGUAACAGACUUAAGUCAGCUAAAAGAUCCAGAGAAGAAAUGGUGCAGAGCCCAAGACAAGAGUCUAGAGGGAGUUCUCCAAGAUUGGAGAAAGAGAGGUUUCAGCGGAAGAGGAGAUAUUGGAGGAAGAAAGUUUCUCUAACUUUGAAGUAUUACUAGUAGAACCCUUAAUAAAGGCAGUCAGAUCACAGCUAAAUUUGCCAGAGAAGAUACAAGUGCAACAGUCAUCUUCUAAUCCGUUUAAAUUUCUGACAAAAGAAAAGGCUACGUUCCCUUUGCACGAAAUAAUCAAAGAAGUGAUUGUAAAGGAAUGGGAAAAAACGAAUGCAAAGUUUCCUAUACCAUCAAAGCUACAAAAAUUAUAUCAGUUUCCAGUAGAAGAGCAGCAAAUUUGGAAUAAGUCGCCUAGGGUGGAUGCGGCUGUAUCAAGACUGUCAAGAUGAACUUUACUACCAGUGGAAGACAUGGUGUUUUUCUUAAACCCCAUGGAUAGAAAGAUGGAGGCAUCAUUUAGCAUUCUAUUUAGCAUUGGGGGCAACUUGCAGGCCGGCUUUAGCACUAACAUCAGUCUCGAGAGCAAAGCAGAUGUGGCUGCAGAAUGUGGAAUAGUAGGGGUUAAUAGAAUACAUAAUUGGCACAUUAGCAGAAAUUAAGCUGGUGCCAGAUUUAAUCACAAAGUCCUCAAACAACAGCUGCAGGGAACUUCUCUCAUGGUGAGAAUGGACAAUUUGGCAGCUGUGGCCUACAUAAAGAAGCAAGGUGGAACACGCAGUUGGAGGACGAACUUCAACCAAUUAUGCAAUGGGCAGAGAUACAUCUCCAGAAUUUAUCAGCAAAACAUGUUCCUGGGAUUCAAAAGUGCAGAUUAUCUAAGGAGAGUAACUGUGAUGGAUUACGAAUGGGAGCUAUGUCAAGAAGUGUUUGUACAAAUAACAAAGAAGUGGGGAUGGCUGAACAUGGAUCUGAUGGCAUCUCAGAACAAUUUCUGAGGAAGAUAAGAGCAGAGGGGGUCGAAAUAAUUGCAAUCCUUAUGGAUUGGCCAAGAUGACAUUGAUAUCUACUCCUCAAGUCAUUAUUGAUAGACAAACCAUGGCCCCUACCGGACAGGAGAGAUCUGUUGCAUCAGGGGCCAGUGUUGCAUCCAGCUCCACAGAAGCUAUCUCUGAAGGCAUGGAGAUUGAGAGGCAAAGAUUGAUAAGAGAAGGGUGUUCAGACUCUGUAAUAAACACAAUUUUAACAGCUAGAAAGGACAAAACGUAUGAAAGAGUCUGGAAGGUUUUUCUGCCUUGGUUGCUGCAAAAGGGCUCAACAGUAGAGGAGCUUUCAGCUUCACAAAUUUUGUAUUUCCUGCAAGCAGGAUUUGAUAAAGGAUUAAGCCUGAGAACCAUAAAACUGCAGAUAUCGGCCAUAUCAGCAUUAACAGGGGUGUAAUGUGCAAAGGACUCUAAAAUAAUAAGAUU
This is a messenger RNA of Xenopus laevis (African clawed frog), 3234 nucleotides long. Its product is annotated as protein mono-ADP-ribosyltransferase PARP15. The record is from RefSeq and is a predicted model, not a curated record. Bases 133 to 1578 code for a protein of 481 amino acids. Lineage: Eukaryota; Metazoa; Chordata; Amphibia; Anura; Pipidae. The transcript is spliced from 14 exons.